UAUGGUGCAGUAUCAUUAAUUCUUUGCCUACAUUUGUUAAUCCAGUCGCUCAACCCAUUCUUCACUACUCUCUCUCAUACUUGUACUCUCUCUUGUACUUCUGCAAAGCCCUUUACUAUGGCACGUAACUUGUAGGUGUGUAUAAUGGCAUGUUAUUGGUUGGAACCGUGACAUAGUUUCCUUACUAUUCUGUGUAACUUUUAUAUACAUUUGGUAAGUCACUCUAGAUAAGAUUUCAAAAGUAUUGUAUAAAUCAGAGGUUUUUAAAGACUCUUGUGUCCUCAGAUUAAACUUUUUUUUUUUUUUUUUUUUUUACUGUAAUCGAAUCUAUGUGAACCAGUAUUGCUGUAUACAGCUGAAUAGCUCUUUUAGCCCGGGUAACUGGUGGAAACAAAAGCCUGCAUACACACUGGCUCUCCAGGACCGGAACUGCCCACCCCUGAUAUAAAUGUAAAUACGGCAGUUGUACUGAAUACUGUAAGUGCAUUGUCCUCAGUUCAGUGUAUCAUCCACAAUUCCACGUGGGUAUAUGUACAAUGUCUGAGGCCAACCAGUUUUCAAAGAAUGACAUGCAUAAGAACAGAAAGUGCUAGUGUAACCUGGCUGGUUUUUAACUAUUCGAGUCUAGGUUUUGGGGACGCACAUACAAUCGUCUGUGCUUUGCUAUACGAGCUAUAAAAUGUUUUUUGAAUACAACUGUUUGAGAUGUAAUGUGUAGUCUGCCAAUACUUGGAAUGCUACUGAAUCAUUUAAUGUUUCCACACGUCUUGAAAACAUGCGCACAUGAAAGACGAGAUUUCCCUGUGUCGCUUUUUCAUCGAUACACAAAGCAAAAGGAUAGCCUGAUUGGUAAAUCCAGGUUAUGUACGGAUCUCACGCUGGCUCGACCCCCGACAGCUGUAUCUUAGCGACCGAACGUAGCGUCUCCAGAAGGAAAAGCGUCCGGAGUUCUCUCCCUGGUGCAGUGAUACAUCAACGACUUCUCGUUACAUUAUAUAUGUAAUCGAUUGACAAAUUGUAGCCAUCUAUAAUCCCCUUGCUUGCAACCCAGCUGGCAAAUAGCUGGAUUUGCCUGGCCGUUGUCGCUUAUAAAUGAAAGCAGCUAGCUACAAUGAUUCAGCUAGCUACCAACUAUUGAGAACAUGGAUAACUUCGCUUGCUAGCGAGCUGGACAGGGCCAAACCCUUCAUUAAGCUAGCUCGUUAUAUUUGAACUUUUUUGUAUUGUUCUAAAACAUGGCACCAAAGAGAAAAGGGCCUUUGCAAACAGUGCAAAGGAACACGGAUGAUAUUAAAAAACAGGUUGAUAGUUUGAUGCUAGAAGUUCGCCAGUUCAAAGGAUCUGCAGAGAGCAAAGCAAUGACAGAGGCAUCAGAGAGAUGCACACAUUUACAAAGAUCAGUUGAUGAAACUAUGAUGACUCUGAAGAAGCUAACCAAAGCUGACGAACCUGCGCCGGUGGGGAAUUAUGAGCAGAGAAAACUGGAUGAAGAAAAUAGACUGAAGAUGAUGCAGGAGCAGCUGCAGGCUUUGGCUCUGGCUGUCUCUCCCGCCCAGAAGCCCGGUCCAAGCCGAAAUGCAGACGUGCCAAGUUCUUCUCAGACCGAGGAAGACGAUGAUGCAGGAGCUGAGAGUGAGGAAGAGGAAAGUGAAGAAGAGGAAGAUGAGGACGAAGAAGAUGAUGAUGAGGAAGAAGAUUUAGAAAAUCAAGCAGAGACUUUCAUUGCCAUCAGCGCCUUCGCAGGCGAACAGGAGGGUGACCUCACGGUGCAGAAGGGGGAGCUGCUGAGCAUUCUCAGUAAAAACCCUGAUGGCUGGUGGCUUGCCCAAGACUCCAGUGGAAACAAAGGUUUAGUGCCCAAAACAUACCUAAAGGCGCACCAGGAUGAGGAAGAGGAAGGUGAUGCAGAGGAUUCAGAGACUGAGGAAGAGAGUGAGGAGGAGGUGGAUGAAGUCUCAAAAACCAAGCAGAGCAGCCAAAAAUCUGCCUGGGAUGUUGUGAGAAAAGAAGUUUUAGAGAUGAACGCUACGGAUGUUCUGGCUGCCAUGGGGGCCAUCCCCGCUGGGUUCCGGCCGUCCACCCUCUCCAGCCUGCUCAGUGAAGGGAACACCUACAGAGGCAGCUACUACCUCCAGCCAGAGCUCAGUCAGUCCCAGCUGGCUUUCAAAGACCUUUUCUGGGACCCAGACACUGGAAACGUGCGGCCCCGCCCGUCCCGGACGUCUCUGACGCUCACGCUGUGGAGCUGCAGGAUGAUCCCCACGCCGGGGGUGGGGGUGCAGGUCCUCAGCAGACACGUGCGGCUGUGCGUGUUCGACGGAGCCAAGGUUCUGAGUAACAUUCACACCGUCAGAGCCUGUUACAAUUCGAAAAACCCCAAGACCUGGACGUUUUCUCCAAGGAUGGUUGGCAUCCUUCCCAGCCUGAUGGAUGGAGACUGCUUUGUCCGGAGCGACUCGCAGUCACCUGACCUGGGAAUCCUGUUUGAACUGGGGGUCACCUACAUCCGAAAUUCCACAGGUGAGCGGGGGGACCUGAGCUGUGGCUGGGCGUUCCUGAGGCUGUGUGACGCCAGCGGCGUGCCCGUCCCGCGCAGGACCUAUGAACUGCCGGUGCACGGAGGCACCCCGUACGAGCAGGGCGUGGAUGUGGACCCCUCUAUAACCAGAAGAGCCACGGGCAGCGUGCUGCAGCAGAUGAUGGUCUCCAGGAAACUGCCCAAACUCAUCGUCAAGCUGAAGUCCCCCAACGCUAAGACCAGGGCCAAUCUGAACCUCCUGCCGGACACUCUGGUGGGCAGCAGGUGCAGUGUCCAGCUGCUGGCGCUGUACAGACAGGUGCUGGCAGACGCGCUGCUGAGAGACAGGCUCACCAUGCAGAACGCAGAUCUAAUCUGCAGCCCGGUGCUGGCCACGUUCCCCCAGGUUCUCCAUCAGACCGAUCUUCUGGACGCCCUGAGGAGCGCGUGGGCGGAGAGAGAGAGUGGGCUGAAGAGAUCUCAGAAGCGGGACACACAGCUGCUGAAGGGCCUGUUUGUGGAGGUGUACCUGGAGACAGUCUUCCCCCUGCUGCACUCAGCCGGCCUGCCCCCUGCCCGGUGGGCCGACGAGGAGCAGGAGACGCAGCGUGCCAGCGUGGUUUUCGCCCGCCCCCCGCAGGGCGCGCUCGCCACCCUCCUCUCCGCCGACCACGCCCAGGAGGCCUUCGACAUCGCCCAGCUCGCCUACGACUUCCUGAGCCCCACCAGGGCAGCCCCGCCCACCAACUGACCCGCCGAUGACAUCGCACACACUCUGCAGCAACCGGAAAAAUGAGUAAUUAUCUUAACAAGGAAUUUAGUCUUAUACUAAGACUUUAAAAAGGCUUAUUUCCUCUUAAUACUGAAAAAAGAAAAAAAAUGAGUAAUUAUCUUAACAAGGAAUUUAGUCUUAUACUAAGACUUUAAAAAGGCUUAUUUCCUCUUAAUACUGAAAAAAGAAAAAAAAAAAAAGAUUGCCAAAAGGGGAGGCAGUCUGACUCAAUUCAAGAUUUGCCAGUGGGGCAAGACAAUUUGACUGGUCAAGCAGAAAAUCUGUUAUUUUCUACUUGAGAGAAAGAAAGAAGAUUUUAAUUCUCCUGACAAGACUGAAGCACUUGUUCAGACAGACUUUUGUUGCAGUGUAGUGUGCUGUAUGUACAGUCUUCUCACCACAGCCUCUAAGAACACCGAUGCUGAAGGACGGCUUUGAUUCAGUGGUGAAUGGCCACGCUAAACGGGAGCCCUCAGCGUUCGGCAGUUCUCACCGAGAGCUCAAUCAGUUCAUAAGGGUCAAGUACAAAGCUGCAGAAUCAAACCUCCGUUUCGGUGCAGAGGCUUUGCUUUCACACCAGCAAAUGGACAGGAAUAGAACCGAGAGUUUGGGUCACACCCUUCCACAUGAAGCCAGCGGACCGAACCUUCAGCGCCACAGUGAUUUCGGCAAACGGCCGUGUCCCGCCCGUAGUCCCGGUCUCUCUCUGUUGUUUUCGGGAAAGAGUGUUCAAACGCUGCCGGAACUGUAAGGACUGCUCUUAUUGUCAACAGUCUUAAAAUGAGUGCAUUUCUGAAGAUGUAUUUAAAAAAAAAAUUAUAUAUAUAUUUUUUAAAUAUUGCAGCACUGUCAAGAGCAUGCAGCCUUUGUGCAAAGCCCUGUCGGGUCCUGGGGGGGCACUCUUGACCGCAUAGCUUGGGGGGGGGGGGGGUGCGGUCCAGGGCCAAGCCUUGUACAUCACUGAAUGGCCCUGCCUGUGUUUUCCUUGCAUAAAAUAAAUAAAAAUCAAAGAAAAGCUCUGUU
Messenger RNA from Anguilla rostrata (American eel), 4313 nucleotides. It is a transcript of the gene nphp1, whose product is annotated as nephronophthisis 1. Gene Ontology annotation, biological process: protein localization involved in establishment of planar polarity. Gene Ontology annotation, cellular component: cytoplasm; cilium. Lineage: Eukaryota; Metazoa; Chordata; Actinopteri; Anguilliformes; Anguillidae. Gene Ontology annotation, molecular function: protein binding. The coding region runs from base 1236 to 3269 and encodes 677 amino acids. The record is from RefSeq and is a predicted model, not a curated record. The transcript has 20 exons.